Molecule: messenger RNA, 3034 nt
Organism: Peromyscus eremicus (cactus mouse)
Lineage: Eukaryota; Metazoa; Chordata; Mammalia; Rodentia; Cricetidae
Gene: Vsx2
Product: visual system homeobox 2
Exons: 5
Coding region: 1-1143 (380 amino acids)
Biological process (GO): regulation of transcription by RNA polymerase II
Cellular component (GO): nucleus
Molecular function (GO): sequence-specific double-stranded DNA binding; DNA-binding transcription factor activity, RNA polymerase II-specific
Source: RefSeq, a predicted model, not a curated record
AUGACGGGGAAAACGGGGGAAGCGCUGAGCAAACCCAAAUCCGAGACAGUGGCCAAGAGUACCUCGGGGGGCGCCCCGGCCAGGUGCACAGGGUUCGGCAUCCAGGAGAUCCUAGGCUUGAACAAGGAGCCUCCCAGCUCCCACCCGCGGGCCGCCCUCGACGGCCUGGCCCCCGGGCACUUGCUGGCUGCGCGCUCGGUGCUCAGCCCCGCAGGAGUGGGCGGCAUGGGGCUGCUGGGGCCCGGGGGGCUUCCCGGCUUCUACGCGCAGCCUACCUUUCUGGAAGUGCUGUCCGAUCCGCAGAGCGUCCACUUGCAGCCACUAGGCAGAGCGUCGGGGCCGCUGGACACCAGCCAGACGGCCAGCUCGGAUUCCGAAGAUGUUUCCUCCAGUGACCGAAAAAUGUCCAAAUCGGCUUUAAACCAGACCAAGAAACGCAAGAAGCGGCGACACAGGACAAUCUUUACUUCCUACCAGCUAGAGGAGCUGGAGAAGGCAUUCAAUGAAGCCCACUACCCAGAUGUCUAUGCCCGGGAGAUGCUGGCCAUGAAAACGGAGCUUCCAGAAGACAGGAUACAGGUGUGGUUCCAGAACCGCAGAGCCAAGUGGAGGAAGAGAGAAAAGUGUUGGGGCCGGAGCAGUGUUAUGGCUGAGUACGGGCUCUACGGGGCCAUGGUGCGGCACUCCAUCCCCCUGCCGGAGUCCAUCCUCAAGUCCGCCAAGGAUGGCAUCAUGGACUCCUGUGCCCCAUGGCUACUGGUUCAAGAUGGCUUUCCCAGACGCUUUUCUAAACCCGAAUACCAACAAUUCUUUUUAGGGAUGCACAAAAAGUCGCUGGAGGCAGCAGCUGAGUCGGGAAGGAAGCCUGAGGUGGACCGGCAGACGCUGCCCAAGCUGGACAAGAUGGAGCAGGAGGAACGGGCCCCGGAUGCCCAGGCAGCCAUCUCCCAGGAGGAACUGAGGGAGAACAGCAUUGCGGCCCUCCGAGCCAAAGCUCAGGAGCACAGCACCAAGGUCCUGGGGACUGUAUCAGGGCCUGACGGCCUGGCCAGGAACGCUGAGAAGCCAGAAGAAGAGGAAGCCAUGGACGAAGACAGGCCAGCAGAGAAGCACAGCCCACCACAGCUGGAGGACAUGGCUUAGGAGGCCGCGGCUUAGGUGGAGAGGAGCUGGUUCUGGAACGCCGAGAUUCUGCUCCUCUCAGGGCCUGUGGUGCAGGGAAUCCUCUCCCAGGCCAGGCCAGGCCUGGCUUCUGUUUCUCUUCCCUACACCACAGGCCCUUGAUUACCCCAUCAACUCUAGACACGGGCCGGUUCUGGCCAUAGCUUUGGACCGUGCUGAGACAUCGUGGACCCACUCCUGACUUUAUCCUCCUCUUGCUCAUCCUAACAGCCUGCCUCUGGAGCCUUCUCGCCACCCCAACAUCAAGGUCCUGCUGCCACUCCAUCCCUUGGUGACUCUUGGUUGUCCAAGCCUACCCCUCACUCUCUGUCCCCUCGAGUCUUCCUUUGCAGCUCACUCCCCUCGUGGACUCCACCAGCCCAUGCCUGAAGCCUGUUGCUGCAAGCCCACGGCCUGACACAGUUGUGACCUGGACCCGCACACCAGCUCUGGUGUCCUGAGCCCCCCAGGACUCAGCAGGUCCGCUCCCUCUCCAUCUGUUCCUUCUCGCAGGCCUGGACCUUGGGUUCUGCUGUGUCAAUAUGUUGCUCUGCUGGUCCAUGUGUAACCUCUGCAUCGUCUGCCCUACCCACUGAUGGCCAGAUUCCAGACUAAACAGGGCACGUCUCAGACUGGGGUUCCCCCCUCCCCCGCCGCCCCAUGCCAUGCUGUGGCGCAUCCUCAGGCCCUUUCUCACACCCAGCCUGCCCGAUAGGUUCCUCCUUUGCAGAGGUGGGCAACACCACAGGUAUCAGUGUACAGGCCCUACACCCUUGGGGAAGGGCACUUUUCACCAACGCUGUAGCUCACUGUUCUGCUGUGGAGCUCAAACCCUUACCCAGAGCUCUGGCACCCCGGGGCCUGAGUUUCCGAAGCCUUCUGACUCUUCUGCCUAUGACGUCAACCUGCUGUUAAAGGCUCCCUUCUGCUAGAGCGUCCUACAGACCAGUGGUCUUCAACCUUCCUAGUGCUGUGCCCCUUCAAUACAGUUCCUCGUGUGGUGGUGACCCCCCCCAACCACAAAGUGAUUUUGUUGCCACUUCCUAACUGUCAUUUUGCUACUGUCAUGAAAUCGUAAUGUAAAUAUCUGAUAUGCGACAUCGGGGUGGGGUCGUGACCCACAGGUUGAGAACCUGUUGUAGCCUGUCGGUUCACAUGUGCCCUGCUUUGGAGGAGCAUGGCGCAGCUUGAAAGCCACAGACCCGGCUUCACCUUGGCCUAGGCAUUCCUAAAAGGCCAAACCUAAAGCGGGCCUGGGCUCUGCAUCUGCAUCAAGGAUGUGUGAUAAGGAAGGUAGAGGGGAAAACUCAAAGAAAAGCAAGGCAGGUGGCCAGUGAAAGCCUACACCAAGCUGCAGGCACUCAAGCUUCAUGCUUCAAGCUGUGUGCCCAGGAGCGUGGCCAUAGGUGAGGAGCCAUGGUGGACUGGGGGACUUCUGCCUGCAGAGGAGGAGAGCUGUCCACACCGAUGGCCUCGCUGCAGACGUCCCUCUCCCGUCUUUAUAUUGGUCACGGGGCACACAGCCUUACGGAGUCCUCUGCUCCUGGAUUCCCAGGCCAACCACAAGACCCCCUUCACCCUGUGAAGUUAGGCACCCCAGCCACCUUUGCUGGGGCUGCUUCACCAGAAAGGCCCGAGACACUGAGUGGCGAUUUUAAAUCUGUUUUGACGGUUGGUUUCUUCUUCAUAGAACGUUCCCGCUCCCAAGUUCUUGUCUUCUUCCGGGUUGAGAUGCUAGACUCCAGCCUAACAGAUGUAAAUGAUGUACAUAGCGUGGGAAGGGAAGAAACCGGAUACUGAGGUGUUUGAAACACUGAACUGUCAUAACUUUUAGGUAUUAAAAGCAUAAUUUCUGUGCUGUUUUCUGUAAAGA